Drosophila gunungcola (fruit fly) is the source of this 15499-nucleotide messenger RNA. It is a transcript of the gene Mical, whose product is annotated as F-actin-monooxygenase Mical. Gene Ontology annotation, molecular function: protein binding. The record is from RefSeq and is a predicted model, not a curated record. Lineage: Eukaryota; Metazoa; Arthropoda; Insecta; Diptera; Drosophilidae.
GGUAUCUUGCCUCGGCCCGGAGCCGGUCACACUGUUUCCACCCGUCGACUACCGAGGAAGGAACGUCGCGUUUUAAAAAACAAAUCCCCAAACGACUCGGACGCGAAAUCUAAGCGACUGGCGAAAAAGUUUCCAGUUUAAUCUGUAAAUUAUCAAGUGAACUAAAACGACAACAAAUCAUAUUCUUCGCCUUCCCACCACAAAUGUUUUCGGCCAGCAAAAUAGCUUGCUAAGUUAAUGCUGCAUAUAUGACAGGCCCACACGACAACGCCAGCGACUAAGACAAAAUGAGCCGCCAACACCAGCGGCACCACCAGCAGCACCACCACCUGCCGCCGCAGCAGCAGCAACCACUGCAGCAGCAACAGCAGCAGCAGCAGCUGACGGCGCAGCAGCAGCAGCAACAGCAGCUGCUCAUGGCGGAGCACGCGGCUGCCGCGGAGGCGGCGGAGCUGUUCGACCUGCUGUGCGUGGCCACCACGAUGCGCCAGAUCCUGGCGCUCCACCGGGCCAUGUGCGAGGCGGUGGGUCUGCGGCCGUCGCCCCUCAACGACUUCUACCCGCGGCUCAAGGCCAAGGUGCGGUCGUGGAAGGCGCAGGCUCUGUGGAAGAAGUUCGACGCCCGUGCCGCCCAUCGGGUGUACGGAAAGGGAGCCGCCUGCACCGGCACCCGCGUCCUGGUCAUAGGAGCCGGCCCCUGUGGCCUGCGCACCGCCAUCGAGGCGCAGCUACUGGGCGCCAAGGUGGUGGUGCUGGAAAAACGCGACCGCAUCACCCGCAACAAUGUGCUCCAUCUGUGGCCCUUCGUCAUCACGGAUUUGCGCAAUCUGGGCGCCAAGAAGUUCUACGGCAAGUUCUGCGCCGGCUCCAUCGAUCACAUCUCCAUCCGGCAGCUGCAGUGCAUGCUGCUCAAGGUGGCGCUGCUCCUGGGCGUGGAGAUCCACGAGGGCGUGAGCUUCGACCACGCCCUGGAGCCCUCCGGCGAUGGUGGCGGCUGGCGGGCGGCGGUUACUCCCGCGGAUCACGCCGUCUCCCACUACGAGUUCGAUGUGCUGAUCGGCGCGGAUGGCAAGCGGAACAUGCUGGAGUUCAGGCGAAAGGAGUUCCGCGGCAAGCUGGCCAUCGCCAUCACGGCCAACUUCAUCAACAAGAAGACGGAGGCGGAGGCCAAGGUGGAGGAGAUCAGCGGGGUGGCCUUCAUCUUCAACCAGGCCUUCUUCAAGGAGCUGUACGGCAAGACGGGCAUCGACCUGGAGAACAUCGUCUACUACAAGGACGAGACGCACUACUUUGUGAUGACGGCCAAGAAGCACAGUCUGAUUGACAAGGGCGUCAUCAUCGAGGACAUGGCCGAUCCCGGCGAGCUGCUGUCCCCGGCCAAUGUGGACACACAGAAGCUGCACGACUACGCCCGCGAGGCAGCCGAAUUCUCCACCCAAUACCAAAUGCCCAAUCUGGAGUUCGCAGUUAAUCACUACGGCAAACCGGACGUGGCCAUGUUCGACUUCACCUCCAUGUUCGCCGCCGAGAUGUCCUGCCGCGUGAUCGUGCGCAAGGGCGCCCGCCUGAUGCAGUGCCUCGUGGGCGACAGCCUGCUGGAGCCGUUCUGGCCCACAGGAUCGGGCUGUGCCCGCGGCUUCUUGUCGAGCAUGGACGCGGCUUAUGCCAUCAAGCUGUGGUCCAACCCCCAGAACAGCACACUCGGUGUGCUGGCCCAGCGCGAGAGCAUCUACCGACUGCUCAACCAGACCACGCCGGACACCCUGCAGCGCGACAUCAGUGCCUACACCGUGGACCCGGCCACACGCUACCCGAACCUCAAUCGGGAGUCGGUCAACAGCUGGCAAGUGAAGCACUUGGUGGAUACGGACGACCCGUCCAUUCUGGAGCAGACCUUCAUGGACACGCACACCCUGCAGUCGCCGCAUGUGGACACGCCGGGCAGACGCAAGCGACGCAGUGGAGACCUAUUGCCGCAGGGGGCCACUUUGCUGAGAUGGAUUAGCGCCCAGCUGCAUGCCCAUCAGUUUAUUCCGGAGCUCAAGGAGGCAUCGGAUGUAUUCCGCAAUGGACGAGUUCUCUGUGCGCUCAUUAAUCGCUAUCGUCCUGAUCUCAUCGACUUUGCUGCCACCAAGGACAUGAAUCCCAUGGAGUGCAAUGAGCUGGCCUUUGCCGUCCUGGAUCGCGAACUGCACAUCGAUCGGAUCAUGAGCGCCAAACAGUCGCUCGACCUGACCGACGUGGAGUCGCGCACCUGGCUAAACUAUUUGGACCAGAUAUGCGAGCUGUUCCGCGGCGAGAUCCCGCACAUCAAGCACCCCAAAAUGGACUUCAGCGAUCUGCGGCAGAAGUAUCGCAUCAACCAUACGCACGCCCAGCCCGAUUUCUCCAAGCUGCUUGCGACGAAGCCCAAGGCCAAGUCGCCGAUGCAGGAUGCGGUGGAUAUACCCACGACGGUGCAGCGGAGGUCGGUCCUGGAGGAGGAGCGGGCCAAGCGGCAGCGCCGCCACGAGCAGCUCCUCAAUGUGGGCGGAGCUUCGGCGGGAACUGCCGGAGUGGCCGGAACCGGAACGGCCACCAGUACGCCGCAGGGUCAAAAUGAUACACCACGUCGGUCGAAGAAGCGCCGCCAGGUCGACAAAACCGCCAAUAUUGUUCAGCUCCUGCUGAGAACAGCUCUCUGUCAUGAAAUCAGUAACGCCAUUAGCGCAUUCGAAACCAUCAAUGAGGAGGAGCGCCAGCAGCGCUUGCAGGAGAUCGAGGAGAAUCGGCAGGAGCGGAUGAGCAAGCGGCGCCAGCAGCGCUACCACCAGACGCAGAACUUCUACAAGAGCCUGCAGCUCCUCCAAGCGGGCAAGCUCCUGCGGGAGGGCGGCGAGGCCGGGGUGGCCGAUGAUGGCACCCCCUUCGAGGACUACUCGAUAUUCCUCUACCGCCAGCAGGCGCCCGUCUUCAACGAUCGUGUCAAGGACCUCGAGCGGAAGCUUCUGUUUCCCGAUCGCGAACGGGGAGAUAUUCCUUCGGCGUUGCCGCGCACUGCGGACGAGCAGUUCAGCGAUCGCAUCCGGAACAUGGAGCAGCGGAUGACGGGUCGCGGUGGCCUCGGCGGCGACAAGAAGCCCAAGGACCUGAUGCGGGCCAUCGGCAAGAUCGACUCCAACGACUGGAAUGUGCGCGAGAUCGAGAAGAAGAUCGAGCUGUCCAAGAAGACCGAGAUCCACGGGCCCAAGGGCCGUGAAAAGGUGCCCAAGUGGAGCAAGGAGCAGUUCCAGGCGCGCCAGCACAAGAUGUCCAAGCCGCAACGCCAGGACUCGCGCGAGGCGGAGAAGUUCAAGGACAUCGACCAGACCAUCCGCAACCUGGACAAGCAGUUGAAGGAGGGCCACAACCUGGACGUGGGCGAACGGGGUCGCAACAAGGUGGCCUCGAUCGCCGGCCAGUUUGGCAAGAAGGACGAGGCCAAUUCGGACGAGAAGAACGCGGCCAGCAGCAAUGCCACCACCACCACCAACACCAACAACACAGUCAUACCCAAAUCUAGCUCCAAGGUGGCGCUGGCCUUCAAGAAGCAGGCCGCCUCCGAAAAGUGCCGCUUCUGCAAGCAAACCGUCUACCUGAUGGAGAAGACCACCGUGGAGGGUCUGGUCCUGCAUCGCAAUUGCCUUAAGUGCCACCACUGCCACACGAACUUGCGUCUGGGAGGCUACGCCUUCGAUCGGGACGAUCCGCAGGGUCGCUUCUACUGCACCCAGCACUUCCGGCUGCCGCCCAAGCCGCUGCCACAGCGCACCAACAAGUCCAGGAAAUCCGCUGCCGCUCAACCCGCCUCGCCUGCCGCACCACCGACGGCUGGAACUGUACCCGCUGCGGCGGCGAGUGCCGAGCCCAUGGACACCACUCCGCCCAGGGACCAAGUGGAUCUGCUGGAGACGUCGCGAGCCACCGCCUCCGCCGAUGCCAUGUCCGAUGACGAGGCCAAUGUCAUCGACGAGCACGAGUGGUCGGGUCGCAACUUCCUGCCCGAGUCCAACAACGAUUCCCAGUCGGAGCUGUCCAGCUCGGAUGAAUCCGACACGGAGUCGGACUCGGAGCUGUUCGAGGAGGCGGAUGACUCGCCCUUUGGCGCCCAGACCCUCCAGCUGGCAUCGGAUUGGAUUGGCAAGCAGUACUGCGAGGAUAGCGAUGAUUCCGAUGAUUUCUACGACUCUAGUGAAGAUGAUGGCAAGGAUGACACCGAGGGUGAGGAGUUCAAGAAGGCCCGCGAACUGCGCCGCCAAGAGGUUCGACUGCAGCCCCUGCCCGCCAAUCUGCCCACGGAUACGGAGACCGAGAAACUUAAGUUAAACGUAGACAAUAAAGAGAAUGUGGUGGACAGAAGCUCUCUGAAAUCGGGCAACUCUUUUGAGUCCGCCCGCAGUCAGCCCUCCACGCCUCUGGCCACGCCCACUCGUGUGGAGAUGGAGCAACUGGAGCGGAAUGCCCCCCGUAAGUUUAGCAGCGAGAUCGAGGCGAUCAGCGAGAAACUUUACCACAUGAACAACAUGGUCAAGAUGAACAAGGAUCUCGAGGAACUCGCCAAAGAGAAUCUGGUCAAGAGCGACAUCCUACGCAAACUCACGCUGAAGGAGAAGUGGCUGGCCGAGAAUGCGGCCAUAGCAGCUGGCCAAAAGGUGACUCCCGCUGCAAUCUCUGAUGCUCCCGUCCUCCAACCCAAGUCCAAAUUUGAUGAGAAGUUCGAGAAGGUGGUGAGUCCACCUCAACCGGCGGCGGAAGCCAAACCCAAGCCUGUCAUUGAUUUCAAUCUGGAUGAGCUGAAGCCACGAAAACCCAACUUUGAAGAGCGUCCAAAGGAGCAGCUGCCCCGGCCAGAGGGUUUGAAAAAACCCAAGGGAAGCAGCACCAACGUGAGCCGUUCCAACAGCUUAAGAAGCAACGCCAGCAACGGAAGUCCGAAGGUGAAGAAAGCUCCCAUUCCCAGUGACAGCAGAAUGCAAAUCCAAGGGAUCUUAGGAUCUUUAAAAAAGAUUCAGCGCCAGAACAGCAGCGAUCAGGAUGAAGAAAUGGACGUAGAUGAUGAGGCGGAUGCCGAAAGGCAACCCAAUAAGCAGCUCAACAGCAAGUUAAAGGAAAUCCAGGCCAGCAGCUUUGCCGGCACCAUGGAUCACAUAAAAUCCCAGCUGACAAUGCCUACCGUAAGUGCCCAGGCACCGGCCUCCAUGGACCUCUCCAAGUAUUUCCCCAACCAGAAGCAGGAGAAAAGCUCUGCCAGCAGCACAAACAAGAACCAGGUGACCCUCAAGGAUGUAAAUCUGUCCAAAUACUUUCCCAGCAGUCCGGCUCCGCAGCGCAGAACCGUAGAGACAGUAGCCGAGCGACUGAAGAAGUCGCAGACUGAGGCAUCUCUGGCCAAAUCCAAGGUCCAGGAGGAGAAGACCAAGGACCAGGAGGGGAAGACCAAGAACCAGGAGGAGAAGUCCAAGAACCAGGAAGAGAAGGGAGGGCAGCACAAAAAGAACCCUGAAAAGGUGGCGGAUUCCAAACCAGUGCUACCCAAACGACAGGCCUCAUUGGACACGUUUAGCUUAAGGGAGCACCAAAUGGAUGGAGCACUCGACCUAACCAAAAAGAAGGCUCCCGCAAAGGCGGCUUCGACGGUUAAGAAACCAGCCAAAUUGGGAAGUACCACAACCAUGACGAAAGCCACAGCCACGUCCAAAGGAAAGACUAUUAAGAUUGUAAAGAAAAUCGUACCCAAGGGAACCAAAGCCAAAAAGGCGGCAGCCCAAGAAGCAGCGGCGGCUGCAGUCGAAGUUGCUCCAGAGAAGGCACCCCCAAAGGAUGAAGCUGAACGAAUUUUGGAUGAAAUCCUGGGAGACGGAGAGGUGCGCUCGCCCAGCUCCGAAUAUCAGCGAUUGUUUCAGGAUGAAAAGUCACCCAGCGAUCUGUCCGACAACAUUGAUCGAAUACUCGAGGAAACCGGGCUGGAUCUGGAACUGGGUCUUCCCAGGCGCAGUAGUAAGAAACUAUUGAAAACCAAGUCCCUGGGCGAGGGCGAGUUCGAUUUGAAGCCUUCGAAAGAAAGACUGACUGGGGUCCAGAAUAUCCUCAAGCGAUUCGAGUCCAUGAGUUCGGUUACCUCUCAGACCUCGCAGAAUAGUGAGGAACAGGCGGCGUUCAAAUUGCGUCGCAUGGAGUCUACCACCAGCAAUCUGAGCAGCUUGACCCGCUCCAGGGAAUCACUGGUCUCGGCCAGCGAUUCGAUGAGCGAUUUGGACAAGACCAUGGAGUACCUGCGCAAUGAAUGGCGCAACGAGGCCACCAACUUUUUGCAGAAGAAGCGCGACAAGUUCUACGCUCAAAAGGAGGAAAAGCCAAAAGAGGUUAAGGUUCAGGCUAAAACAGAUCCUUUUAACGAUCUACCUGUGCAGUAUCGCGACUCCAAGCUAGCCAAAUUCUUUGGCCUAAACGCUCGCAAGUCACCGGAAAAGCGAAUGUCUCCCAUUAAGAAAAAGAAAUCGCCCUCUAAAGCGCCAAAGGCGCCCAAGGCAAAUAACUCGCUGGAGGAGCUGGCUAAGAUUAGCAGUGUUCGUCAGGCCAAACAGGCGCAGAAGAAGGCACCCAAAAUUGUGCAACCGAAACCCUUAAAGCCAGCCACUCCUGUUCCAGAUGAUUUUGAGGUUCUUGAUCUGCUGGACAAGGCCACAGAGGCCAAAGAGCUGGAACGCUCAAAGACCAAGAGUCCGGCUGUAGAACCCACUAAAGCGGUGCCCAUUGAAGCCGUAGUGGAAGCUGUAGUUGAAAUUCCCCUACCAGUAGAAGACAUUAAGAAUCUACCCAAGACAGGCUGUGACAAGUCCUCGAACAGCUCACGCCGUGGCUCGCAAUCCAGUUUGGUUAUGUCGCGGCGGCAGUCGGAGAUUUCUUUGAACGAGAAACUCAACCAGGAGGCACUCGUUGCCUUGAGCCACUUGGAAAAGGAACGGGAGGCGGAGCAGGUGGACGAACUCUUCCAGAGCAUGGUGGAGGACAUGGAGCAGGAACCGCAGCCUGUUGCCAUUGCUGAGCCCCAGGAAGAUGACAUCGAUGCGGACUCCCUGUGCACCACAAUCAGCAAGAGUCCCAGCGCUCAACCAGUCACGGUCGUCAAACGGGGCAGUUCCGAGGAUCAGAGCAUCGAGAAGCUUUUUAGUCACUUCUCCGAUGAGAUGUUGGUCAAUGUUGAGUUCGAUUCCAACGAUGAACUGGUGGGCAUCACACCAAGGGCCACACUCGUUGCCAGAAACACAGCGGAUCGGGAUUAUUUGGAUAAGCUAGAGUCUCUGGAAAGGGACGAGGAGGCUUUCCGGCCAAAUAUUGGGGAGAAAUUCCAGCAGGACAAUGGCCAGGAUGAAGUGGAUGGCAAUCACUUUCCAUCACGCCCGCAGCGCAGACCGAAAAGCAGUUCUUCUUCCAGUGAACCAUCACUCCCGGUGGCUCCUCAAAGGCUGAAGAAAAGGCUGUCAAAACUGGAUCCUGGGGAUAUGGCUCCUUCUGUACAGGAUCUCCUACAUCAGGUUUACAUUAAGAAUGUUCAGCCUCAAAUCUUGGAAGUAGUUCCAAUCGAAGGCAGUCAAACAUUAAGGUUUCCAAGCAUGUUGGCGGAGGUAGAUAUGGACCAAGUGGAUCGUCCGAAAGAGGUAAUAAAAGAAAAUGGUUCCGCUACUGAAGAAGACAAAGCGGUGAAAGUAAACCAACCAGAAGAGGUUCCCCAGGCCGUUCUAAGCCCUCAAAAACCAACAAUCAGUCAGAGUAAUUCGCUCAAGAGCGAGAACUCAUCCGGCAGCAGUCUAGUGGAGGUGCCAAAGAUUAUAACACCACCCAAGUCAAGUAGCAAGGAGAACUCCUCGGAUUGGGACAUGGAGAAGCUGCCCGCAUCGCCCAUGCCGCGUCGAAGGCUGCUUCAAGGCCACCAACAGCCAUCGAAAGCCCAAAGUGUGGCCAGCAAGGAGAGCUCCCUGGAGUGGGACAUGGAAAAGCUGCCCAACAGUCCCAUGUUGCCUAGAAGGAACAAGAUGCGGCCCAUCUCACCCAGCACGAGUUCCGUGCAACUUCUGAACAAUCUAACCACCGACGCAGACGAUGAGGCGGCCCAGCGACGCCUCAUUGAGGAUUUCGAGCAGGAGAGAAGGCAGGCGCUGAUCAAGCGGGACGAGAGCUUCGAGGUUAUUGCGGCCGAGCAGCGCAGACGCGACUCCUUGCAGAGCAGCAGCAACUCGAGUGGGAAGCGCAGCUUACCACCGCCCACGCCGCCCACAAAGAUGGGAUCCCGACGAGGCACCACUCAGGACACGAAUCGCACCCAGGACACGGCCACGCGGCACGAGGGCACGCCGCCGAUGUUCAAGAAGCUGGAUGUCGAUGGCAGCGCCACCUCCAUGGACUCCACCGCCUGUUCCACGCGGCGCAGCUCGUUUGCAUUUAUAGAGUUACAGGACAACAAGCCGGUGAUAGUGCCCAUGCCCAAGAAACUGAAGCUGCCGAAGCCGGACCAGCCCAGGUUCGUUCCCGAGCCGUUGGCCAUUGAUGAGCCCGUGCCCGAGGUGUUCCAAGGUCGAUCCUGGCCCAAGGCCCAGCUCGAGGGGGAGGGAGAUCCAGAGGAUCUGGAUGAGGAGGAGCAGGCGGAGAAACUCAGGAAACAGCUGCCCGAAUACGCUCGUUCGGAUUCCCCGCCGUCGGCUGCUUUCAAGAACCGCAAGUGGCCGGAUGGAAAAACCGUUUUUGACAAGCGUGCCGAAUCUCUAGAAGAGGAUGAUAUUUUCGCAGGAUUACUGGCCACCAAGAAAAGAGGUUUGCAAGGAUUCAAGGAAAAGCCGCGUUCCCAAUCGCCGCAACCCUUCAAACCGCUGGCCAAUAGCUCCCGGCAGAGCUCGAAGUCGUUUAGCGACCUCAAGAAAGGACCCUCGCUGCAAUCGCUGUCGGCGCAAUCCAGCCAGGACACGGACACACUCUCCACCACCACCACAGUGGCCACAGCUCGUCCUGUGAGCUACACCAGCUACGAUGACCCGAUGGACGCCAGUACCCAGGCCUUGCUGGAUCGUAGCAAACGGUUGCACAACCGCAAGAGGGAUUUCGUGAACGAGCGAGUGGUGGAGCGUAAUCCCUACAUGAGGGAGGUACUCCGCAGCACGGACCGCAGGGAGUACGAUGAUGUGGACGAGGAUCUGACCAGCUACAGGCCAAGGCAUUAUGCCAGUUCCACGCUCAAUCGCUUUCCGAAUGCCUCGACAAGGAAGAGCAACAACUACGACUACCUCAGUCCCAGCAGUGAUUACCUGGCCAGGAGAAGCUACAACAUCCCCAGCAGCAGUGCCAUCAGCGGCAGCAGCUACUAUCCAUCGACCAGCUCGCGCAGCUCACACCUGAGCGACCUGUUCCGACGACGCAGCCCCGCCAGCGGAUCCGCAUCCGUAUCCGCGCUUUCCGGCUACGGCAGCAAAGAGUCGUGCAUCGGGCUAGCAGCCUCUGAUCGAGUUAGCCACUUGAUUGAAAGUAAAUGCACCUGGGUACGAUCUACGAAGGUUCAAACCGAGUCCGAGAGCACCUCGCCCGACGAGGUGGAGCUCAACUCUGCCACUGAGAUAUCCACCGACUCCGAGUUUGACAACGACGAGAUCAUACGCCAGGCGCCCAAAAUCUUCAUCGAUGACACCCAUCUAAGAAAGCCCACUAAGGUCCAGGUCAAGUCCACCAUGAUCGGACCCAAUGCAGCCGCUGCCGGACUCCACCAGAAGCAGCUGGCGGCGCGGGAGAAGGGUGGCAGCUACCUCCAGAAGUACCAGCCCCAGCCGCCGCUGCCGCAGUUCAAGCCACUGGUGCAGGUGGACCCCACCCUGCUCAUCAGCAGCCACCGCGCUCCUCUGCAGAAUCCCCGGCCAGGAGACUACCUGCUGAACAAGACGGCCAGCACGGAGGGCAUUGCCUCGAAGAAGAGUUUGGAGCUGAAGAAGCGUUACCUGCUGGGCGAACCGGCCAACGGCAACAAGAUCCAGAAGUCGGGCUCCACCUCGGUGCUGGACUCGCGCAUCCGCAGCUUCCAGUCGAACAUCUCGGAGUGCCAGAAGCUGCUGAAUCCCAGCAGCGACAUCAGUGCCGGCAUGCGCACCUUCCUCGAUCGCACAAAGCUGGGCGAGGGCAGCCAGUCGGCCGGACAGUCGGCCAACGAGCUGAUGCGCUCCGCCACCAGCAACGUGAUCAACGACCUGCGCGUGGAGCUGCGGAUACAGAAGGCUCCGUCCAGCCACUCCACGGACAACGAGAAGGAGAACGUGUUCGUGAACUGCAAGAACGAGCUGAACAAGGGCAUGGAGUACACGGAUGCGGUGAACGCCACGCUGCUGGACCAGCUGGCGCGGAAGAGUUCGCCCACCACGCCCACGAACAAUAAGACGGUGAUCGAGGUCAUCGACCUGGUGACCCCGGAGAAGCCGGUGGCCAUCAUCGAUCUCACUGCACUGGAAUCGCCCAAGAAGCAGUUGGUGGACGGUGGAGCCAUGGAUGUGGACGAUCGCCUCACACCGGACAGCAACAAGAUCAGCGAGCUGCAACAGCAGGAAGUGAAGGUGAAGGAGGAACCCAAGCCGGAUGUGUCCCGGGAUGUGAAGGAGUGCAUCCCAGACAUACUGGGGCACAUCAAGGAGUGCGCCGGAGCGAAGGAGCAGGGUGGUGGCGAGGAGCAGCAGAGUCUGCUGGAGCAGUCCGACGAGGAGAAGCGCGACUCCCCCGAGAAGGAUGUGGCCGAGCAUGAGCUUUACGAGCCGGACAGCGUGCAGAUCCAGGUGCCCAAUAUCCCCUGGGACAAGACCAAGCCGGAGGUCAUGUCCACCACCGGCAGCAGUGGCUCCAUCUGCUCCAGCUCGGAAUCGUCCAGCAUCGAGGACAUUCAGCACUACAUUCUGGAGUCCACGACCAGUCCGGACACCCAGACAGUAGGCGGCAAGCACAAUGUGCCCCGGCUGGAGGUGCACGACACUAGUGGCGCCUUGAUGCAGGUGGACAGCCUGAUGAUUGUGAACGGCAAGUACAUUGGGGAUCCCGAUGACGUAAAGUUCUUGGACAUGCCAGCCGAUGUGAUUGUUCCGCCCGCUGCGGCGCUGAAAACCAGUGAACUGGAGAUGGACGAUGACCACGAGACGGAGCCAGUGACAGCCACGCCCGAGCCGGCAGAGUGCACAGUCAUCGCUGCCCCGCCGCCGCUGCCCGAGAUGGGACCACCCACACUGAAGUUCGACACCAAAAACGAGAACAAGAUCGAGAGCUUAAAGAACCUGCCGCUGAUCGUGGAGAGCAAUGUGGAGCACAGUCAGGCGGUGAAGCCCAUUACGCUUAAUUUGAGCAGUUUGGCAAGGACGCCAGACACUCCGACCACGCCCACGGGGCACGAUAGCGACAAAACGCCCACGGGGGAGGUGCUGUCCCGAGGAUCCGAUUCGGAAACAGAGCUUACGGGCACCGGUCAGGGGCUAACGGAAACCGAACUCUCCGACUGGACGGCCGACGACUGCAUCUCGGAGAACUUUGUGGACAUGGAGUUCGUGCUCAACUCGAACAAGGGCACGAUUAAGCGGCGCAAGGAGCGGCGUCGUGGUGGAGCAAACAAGCUGCCCAGUGGGAACGAGGUCAUCCAUGAGCUGGCCCGACAGGCGCCAGUGGUACAGAUGGACGGGAUCCUCAGUGCCAUCGACAUUGAUGACAUUGAGUUCAUGGACACGGGAUCGGAGGGUUCCUGUGCCGAGGCUUACUCCGCCACGAACACGGCCCUCAUUCAGAACAGGGGUUACAUGGAGUACAUCGAGGCGGAACCCAAGAAGACGACACGCAAGGCAACUCCGCCGUCCAGUUACGCAGGCGGCAACCUACCGCCGCUUGUGACAAAACGGGACGAGAAACUGGGCAUUGAUUACAUCGAGCAGGGAGCGUACAUAAUGCACGACGAUGCCAAGACGCCGGUGAACGAGGUGGCACCCGCCAUGACCCAAUCCCUGACAGACUCCAGCACCCUCAACGAACUGGACGACGACAGCAUGGCUGGGCUGGGCUUGUCCCAGACGCAGCCGACCACAACGGAGGAGAGUGAGGCGUUGACGGUGGUCACCAGCCCACUGGACACGUCGUCGCCCCGGGUGCUCGACCAGUUUGCCUCCAUGUUGGCAGCGGGCAAGGGCGAUUCCACGCCCAGCAGCUCGGAGCAGCAACCAAAGACCUCCACGGUGACCAGCAGCAGCAGCGGGCCCAACUCCUCGACGCCUGGCAACGCCUCCAAGGAGGGGGCUGCCCAGGAGGAGGACCUGCAGAUCCAGUUCGAGUAUGUGCGAGCGCUGCAGCAGCGCAUCUCGCAGAUCAGCACCCAGCGGCGCAAGAGCUCCAAGGGCGAGGCGCCCAACCUUCUGCUGGCCAACGCGAGCGCACCUGUGAUAGAGUCUGUCGAGGAUCAGCCCAGGCCCGCUGAGGAGAAUGUCGCCUCGAUGCGGUCGCGCAGCACCAGCAUUUCCGGCAAGGUACCUGAGAUUCCCACGCUCAGCAGCAAGCUGGAGGAGAUCACCAAAGAGCGCACCAAGCAGAAGGACCUCAUCCACGACCUGGUCAUGGACAAGCUGCAGUCGAAGAAGCAGCUGAACGCCGAGAAGCGUCUGCACCGGAGUCGCCAGCGCAGUCUGCUGACCAGCGGCUAUGCCAGUGGCGCCAGCCUGAGUCCCACGCCCAAGUUGGCUGCUGCCUGCAGUCCGCAGGAUUCGAACUGCUCCAGCCAGGCCCAUUACCAUGCCUCCACGGCGGAGGAGCGGCCGAAGCCGCCGGCGGAGAGGCCGUUGCAAAAGUCCGCAACGUCCACCUAUGUGUCGCCCUAUCGCACUGUCCAGGCGCCCACACGCAGUGGAGAUCUCUACAAGCCCCGCCCAUUCAGCGAGCACAUUGAUGCCGUUGCCUUGACAGGCUACAAGCUGGGCAAGACGGCUUCGUUUCAUGGCGGCAAGUUGGCUGACUUUGCCACGCCCAUUGCUCCGGCGAGAGUUAACCGAGGAGGAAGUGGAGGAGUGGCUGCACCGGAUACAGCUAGCAUUUCGGCCUCAACGGAGAAUCUGAGAAGCGAAGCCAGAGCCAGGGCUCGUCUCAAAUCCAACACGGAGCUGGGUCUCAGUCCCGAGGAGAAGAUGCAGCUGAUCCGCUCACGUCUGAACUAUGACCAAAGCAGGGCGCUCAAGCCAAAGCAGCUGGAGGAGAUGCCGUCCGGCGAUCUGGCGGCACGUGCCCGCAAAAUGAGUGCCUCGAAGAGUGUCAACGACCUGGCCUACAUGGUGGGUCAGCAGCAGCAGCAGCUGCUGCAGCAGCCGCCGCUGGAUCAGGAUGCCGUGCUGCAGGCCAAGGCGGCGGACUUCACCUCCGAUCCCAAUUUGGCCGCCGGUGGCCACGAGAAGCCGGCGAAAACGAAGUCCGGCCGCCGGCCAAAGGAUCCGGAGCGGCGCAGGAGUCUCAUACAGUCGUUGUCCAGCUUCUUCCAGAAGGGAACUGCAUCGGCGUCCGCAUCGGCGGCCACCAGUCCCAAGGAGCAGGGCGGCCCUGUGGCUGCCGGCCACUCUGAGCAGUCAGAGCGACCCGGCACCAGCAGCAGCGGCACGCCCACAAUCUCGGAUGCGGCGGGCGGAGGCGGCGGAGUAGGUGGCGUCUUCAGUCGAUUCCGCAUCUCGCCCAAGUCCAAGGAGAAGUCAAAGUCUUGCUUUGAUCUGAGGAAUUUCGGUUUUGGUGACAAGGAUAUGCUCGUCUGCAACGCUACAACUGCAGAAGGAGCCACACCACUGACCACAAACCACUCGCAAGAGUAUCUGAACACCGCGCACAACAGUCGCUACCGAAAGCAAACGAACACUGCGAAACCGAAACCCGAAUCGUUCUCCUCAUCCAGCCCGCAGCUCUACAUACACAGGCCCCACCACCUGGCCGGAGCUCAUCCAGGCGCCCUGGACGACCAGACACCACCGCCCAUACCGCCUCUGCCACUGAAUUACCAGAGAUCCGAUGAUGAGAGCUACGCUAACGAGACACGGGAGCAUAAGAAGCAACGUGCCAUAUCGAAGGCUUCACGACAAGCUGAGCUCAAGCGAUUGCGAAUCGCUCAAGAGAUUCAGCGGGAACAGGAGGAGAUUGAGGUGCAGCUGAAGGACCUGGAGGCACGCGGCGUGCUCAUUGAGAAGGCCCUGCGGGGCGAGGCGCACAAUAUUGAAAACCUGGACGCGACUAAGGACAACGAUGAGAAGCUACUUAAGGAACUUUUGGAGAUUUGGCGCAACAUAACAGCACUCAAGAAACGCGAUGAGGAACUGACCAUAAGGCAACAGGAAUUGCAACUGGAGUAUCGGCAUGCUCAGCUCAAGGAAGAGCUUAAUCUGCGCUUGUCCUGCAACAAACUGGACAAAAGCUCCGCCGAUGUGGCCGCCGAGGGUGCAAUACUCAAUGAGAUGCUGGAAAUUGUCGCCAAGCGAGCGGCCCUACGACCCACAGCCUCCCAACUGGAUCUCACGGCAGCGGGAUCGGCAUCGAACUCGGCCGAGGCAACGGGCAUUAAGCUAACCGGACAACCGCAUGACCACGAAGAAUCGAAUAUUUGAAUAGCAAACUUUCCCUGGAGUGUGCUGGUCGUCGAAGUUUUAAACGGACUGUUGAGCCUAAAUACUUAAGAUGAUACAGGGGAGAACGUACCAAAAAGGCAGCUGAAUAUUAACAAUUAACAAUACUAGAACCCAUGAGCUGUAACCGAAACGAGCAACUAACUAUUCAGAGUGAUUAAGCAGGCAGAGAACAAUUUCAAUAUAUAUUUAAGUAGUAAGCCUAACUAGUUUCCGAGAUGCGCGCAAGGUUGGUGUAAAAACAGGCAGAGAAGAAAUCAAAACCAAAAACUAAUUUCGCAAUUUGAAAGUAAGGACAGAAGUACGAUUGUUUUCGAGAACACCUUUAGUUUUGUAUACAACCUAAUUGUAUGUUUAGUUAGUCGUUGCCACUGAAAUCUGUCUGAACUUUGUAAGUCCUAUGCAAUAUGUUGUGUUUUUUUAGUGCGUUGAUUUGAUGUGUGAUUUUGAGCAAUUGUAAAUGGUCUAUUUGAGUUUUCUUAGGUUACUUCACUUAGCGAUUGUUUGUCAAUUUCUGUGUAUACCGUUUGAAUGUAUUAUUAUUUAUUUGAUGAUGCACCCGCUAAUCCUCCCAAACAGCACAACCCAUGUAUGUAAUAUGUCAUCUGCUGCCCAACCAAAUUCAAAGCAAACACAAAGAGAUGCACACAAAUAUUUUCUAUAUGCGAAAACCUACAUUUAUCGAUGUAAGGGAGCGAAGCAACCAUUAACUGUAACUAAUGAAAUGAUUUAAAUUAUUGUGUAAUUUUAUUUAUAACCUGCAUAUAUAAACAUAUUUAUCGAAUUUAUUAUGUAACUUUUCGAUUUAUUUUGAAUUGAAUAAAGAUUUUAUGAAACCUAAA